AAGAAGACAGAUUUUAUUUGUCCGUUCUGUACAACGCUGUCGUGUAGACAAAGUGAUAUCAGCAAGUAAAUAAACGCAUAAUCCGUGUGCUACUACGUUUAACCCAACAAGUUACAAAGCAAUUUCGAUACCCGGAGGGAACUCCGUUGCGGGACGGAGAGAUUAUUUAAUAUCGUUCGCCUGGUUUGUGGUCAUCGUACGCAGCAGUAAAAGGUCGUCUGUCGCGUCGUCUUCGUACGAAGUGACGAAAGUGUUCAGGCGCUGCCAUAACACUGUGCGGUGCAGUGAAGCGUUACAACGCGAAGAAUUGUAAUCCCGGAAGCGGUGGUGUGCAAUAACUGCACGAAAGGAUAAUACUUUAAUCACGGAAGUACGGUUGUUGGGUUAAAACAGGCUUUCAUCUGCUUUCAGCACAAAAAACCCACAAUGCCACCGACAAACAAUCGGCCGGACGAGUUACCGCCGCCGAAGGCCGAUUUUAGUGCACCGCCUCCGUACGAAGCGACCGAUACGCAGCAGCAGCUCAACGACUCGGUCCCGGUACCGGAGCUAACCACCAAGCUGCCCACCUACGAGGAGGUGCAGAUGGAAAAGAUGAUCAACCACGAGCUGCCAAUACCACCGAUGGGACCGCAGAUGCCACCGCCCCCACCCAGCAUCACCUCCAUGGGUGGUCGCGGUCCGGGUGUACCUGGUGGGCCGCAGGUUACGUUCAUAGCGAUCGAUGCCGACGGGGAAAACAUUACCGCCGAUAACGGGCUGCUCGGUACGGACAUCAUGUUCGUGACCGCUUUUCUGAUUGCGUUCCUGUUCAACUGGAUCGGAUUCUUGGUGCUGACGUGCUUCUGUCACACGAUCGCUGCACGGUACGGCGCACUGUCCGGGUUCGGGUUAUCGCUUGCCAAGUGGACGCUGAUCAUGAAACACUCGACCGACUUUGCGUCACACGAAAAUUCCUGGCUGUGGUGGUUAAUAAUGGCGUUUGGCUUUUUGAUCUGCGUCCGGGCGCUGGUGCAGUACAUUAGCAUUAAGCGAACCUGGCGCUUGCUAUCCACAUCCGCCCAGGAACGGCUGCUGUUCUUCUACUAAUGCGGGUUCCUUUUUUGCGUGUGUCCAACGGUUGCUUGAUAUUGUUUUUGUUGCCUACUUGUGGUUUAGUUUUUUCCCAUAAGCGUAGUUUUUAAGAGAGCCAAGAGAGUUUUUCUUCUGUUUCUGUUUAAGAAGCAUCAGUGAACAUCGACUGCUGGAGACGAUGUGUCAAGUUUUUACUUGUGGGAAGUAAUUUUAAUCCGUCUCCUAGUGCUCCAAUUUGAAUAUAGAAACACAAACAAACACACAGAAUAGGUGCUCGCAGGACGAUCUAAGUAAUCCCAUCGUAGCGAUGGUAACCAACCGAGUCGUCGCUGAACUCGAGAGCAUAACAACACUUCAGGGAUUGUUGAAAAUCAUGAUCAAAACAUCGGUGCACGAUGGGAUUUGGAUGGGGACGGUAGGAAAGGAGUAUAGGGAUGGACGUAAAGGAAUCAUUAUCGUAAUUUUGUGAUAGCAAUCAGCGUGUAAGACCCUCGAAACCGGCUUUUUUUGUUUGCACGUGCUCGAUGAUGUUUUUCCACUUGUGUUUCCAAACUGUUGUCCUGCAACAAAAGGAAUGUAAUUGUACAUUUUGCUAGUUUUCUUAUAUGAACACACAUCAUGUCACUGUUUUGUCUUAAGUGUAAUGUUGCUAAAUUAUCACGAGCUAACUUACCUGAAGGAAGUUUGUUUUUCUUCGCAAAUCAUGUGUUUAUUUCUAUGUUUCUUGCAAACAGGCUGUAGAGAGGGUGGAGAAUUUAAUUAAAUUCUUUUUUCCUUUAUAAAUGCAUCACAUCAGUGUGUUAGUGUGUGGAAAGUGUGCGUGAAAGUUAGAAGAAAACAAAACGCAAUUGUAGAAGAUUACAAUUUUGAUCCUUCAUCUUCAGCAACCAAAUUUGAAAAGGAAAUAGUUCAAACAGCAAACCAAACAAAACAUAAAAUCAAACGCUUUCUAACGGUGUUUUGGGGGGCAAAAACAUAGAGGAAAAUCAUAUUUUUGUACACUGUAAAUAGGUUUGUAACCAAACACAACCGAAGAAGGAAGCGCCUCUGUUGGUGUUGUUGGAUUCGAAAGAUGCAGAAUGAUUCGAAAACGGAACAAGUUGAAAGCACAGCAAAAUACAAUAAAUUUACUACUAACUACCACCAUUACUACUAAUACAACUACUACUGUCUCUGCAAGCUAAGCUGCUGGUCCGUGGGUAGGAAAUGGAAACAAAUGUAGCAGCAUCGCUGUGUGCUUUAUGAGAGAAGCAGAAGAAAACACACAACACAACAACAAAAAAACAGGAGUAACAUAGAAAAUGGAAUACGUCUAUUGUAUUGUAUAAAACAACAUAUUAAAAGAAACAAAAAAAACUUUGUCUCUAUAUUGUAAAAGUAAACAAAAAAAGAAAUAAAAUAUAA
Messenger RNA from Anopheles moucheti, 2478 nucleotides. RefSeq names its product NEDD4 family-interacting protein 1-like (gene Ndfip). Gene Ontology annotation, biological process: metal ion transport; ubiquitin-dependent protein catabolic process; vacuolar transport. The record is from RefSeq and is a predicted model, not a curated record. The transcript has 2 exons. Gene Ontology annotation, molecular function: WW domain binding. Gene Ontology annotation, cellular component: endoplasmic reticulum; Golgi apparatus; perinuclear region of cytoplasm. Bases 427 to 1089 code for a protein of 220 amino acids. Lineage: Eukaryota; Metazoa; Arthropoda; Insecta; Diptera; Culicidae.